UUUCUUAUCUCCAACUGAAGAGCUGAAGUAAACAAGGAAGUGCAAUAUUAUGUUUUAAGUUUAUUUUAUUCUUUCUAAAUGAUCUGAUAGAAUGUUUCAGGCCAAUAUCCAUUGAAAAUGUUGAAAUUAAAUUAAAUUUUGACAUUAUUUACACUGUCAUGGAUCGUAUCACCAGAAGUUGAUGUUAGAGGCACCCAUGUUGUCUUGUGACAAUUGAAAAUGUCCCAACAUCAAGAAUCUCCAGUUGUGUUUGCCCAGGAACCUAGUCAGCAUUUUAAAUGUCCAUCCUGUCACAAGUUGUAUAUUGAUCCAGUUAUCAACAUAGGAUGUGGUCAUACAUUUUGUAAAAAAUGCUCACAAAACAUCUCUUCCUGCCCUGUCGACGGAAACCCAUGUGAUCCAAAUCAGAUGGUCGUAAAUAGACUUGUUGUUGGCCAGAUAGAUGAUUUAUUGAUCUACUGCAAGUAUGGAUUGAUAAAGGAGGAAGAUGAUUAUGUACCCGAUCCAACUGGCUGUCAGCAGAAAAUUCAUCUUGGUUCAAGGUCAAGUCAUGAAGAUAGCUGUGAUUUUAUGCCAGUGACCUGCUCUAACAGGAACUGUAGUGCCUCUCUGAGGAAAAGGGAACUAGAAGAACAUAAGAAAGUCUGUGUGUAUCUGACAUGUGUUCAUGAAGACAAGGGUUGUGAGUUCCAAGGUCAACAAGAGGAAGUGAGUGAACAUGAGAAAAUCUGUGGGUACCGGGGUCUACAGAGCCUUUGUAAACAGUCUGCUGGUACAGAACAAAAGACUCUUCAGCUUGAGGAGAGUAACAAAGACCUACAGAAACAGAUUACUACAUUGAACAUGCGUGUUGGUCAGUUAGAGGAGACAAAUACCUCUCUUCAUGGUCAGCUUACAGAAUGUCUUAGUACAAUGAAGGAUAUGCAGCAGAAGUAUGAUGGGCUUGUGUCUACAAUGGAACAGUUGAUGUCUGUGAGAAACAGGAGGUCAUUCGGUUCUCCUGGUAAUACUGGCGAACCAAGGUCAAGGUCAUCAUCACAUAACUUGUACCAUCAAGCCAUUAGUUCAUUCAGGAAGUCUUUGUCAGGGAGUCCACCAACAACCUCAAGAUACGAGAGAUGGAGCAUGCCAUUCCAGUUUAAAUGUAUUGGAACACUAAGAGGACACCAGAAUGUUGUUUGGUGCAUGGCAACCAAAAACAAGAAACUUUUCACUGCUGGAGCAGACUGUUCUAUCAAGGUCUGGGACCUUGAAAAUUUACAGAGAGGAUGUAUCAAAACUAUACAGGGACAUUCAAAUUCUAUACAAUCUAUGUGUAUAGGUGGGAAUUUUCUGUACACAGGUGGGCAUGACAAUGCAAUAUACUGCUGGAGCUUAGACGAUUAUAACCUUGUCAACAAAGUUGAAAAUGCUCAUGACAACAUUAUAUGUGCUAUGGCUGUGAUAGGAGAUUUUCUGUUUACCUCUUCAUUCUCAUUAAUCAAGGUAUGGGAGUCAAAGUCGUUGAUACAGAAGCACACAAUUCCUGGUCUGCAUCACUGGGUUAGAGCUCUGGCAUUGAAUCCUGAAAGGGACAAGUUGUAUAGUGGGUCACACAACACUAUAGAUAUAUGGAGUGUAACUGAACCAUUUGGUUUGAAGGGUAAAGUUGACCACCAGUUUGGAUCCAUUUAUUCACUUGCCAUUACAUCAAAAUAUAUAAUAGCAGGUACAUACAACAGAAAUAUACAUGUAUUCAAUGCAACAUCAUAUGAGUACAUGAAUGCACUCAAAGGUCACAUAGGGGUCAUUCUAAAUUUAGUAGCUUCAGGAUGUGAGGGGUUCUGCUUUUCAUGCUCCUCAGACAGAACAAUAAAGAUCUGGAAUUUAGAGAAUAUGUUACCAAUCCAGACAUUACAGAGACAUGAGGGGAGUGUAAACUCUCUUGUUGUCCAUGGAGAUUUUCUCUUCUCAGGAUCUGAAGACAAAGAAAUCAAGGUGUUCAUGUAUUUCCAAAUGCAGAUGGGAUUUUCAGUGAAUACCUGAGUGGGAGCAUUACAGAUAAUUGCUCAAGAAGAGAUACAGUAUUGACUCUAUUAUUAUCAUGUGCUGAAAUCUUCAUGUACAUUCUGUGGAAUAUUCUGCUGCAAUCUUACUUGUUUAUCAUACAGAGGUGCAAGCCUGGUGAUAGUUGUUAAAAGGGAGGUAGAUCUCAUGAGGUGUAAUGCUGAAACAGCGUAUAGUAAAAUACUUUGCAAUACUUUCACUCCAUGUCAGAUAUGUUUUUGUAUGGUAUUGUUUAUGCAGAACUAGGACACAAAUAGAUUAAUAUAUGUCAGCUGCAUUUAUGAACUUUCAGUGUCAUUUCUGAACAAAGAAUUGUUCCGCAAGGGAGUCCUUUUUUAAUGUGAUAACACAGUAAAUGUAUGCAAACUUGAAGUUUUAUUAUUUUAUUAUGUAAACUAUGAGUUAAAGGACUCUGGCAUUACACAGUGUAAGAGAUCCUUCCUUCAUAGUUGACUUAAGAUCAAAUUGUCGAUAUAUUAACACAUAAACUGACUAUUAUAAGAAAUCUUACAUUUUUUUCGCAUGAUGAUCAAGUUGCAGUUGUGAUAGCGUGGAUACCAGCUUAAUAAAAAGUUAUCUCCCCUUAAUAUUUCCCUCACCAAACACUCUACUUUCUUCUUUCACUUACUGUGAGUUUGCAUUUCCUUCCAGAUGUCAACACACCUCAGUAUGAAAUACAGGGAAAUAAAUAUUUUUACACGGGCAACAAUACCAUGCAUACCUCAUAAAUUUAUUAUAUGUAUAUCAUAAAUUGUGUGAUAUAAAUAAUUUGUUACUUUUUAAUGUUGUCCUUGGAGAUGAGUGGGUGUAGGGGAGUAUUUGGACUUGUCGCAGGAGACAGGUUGGUUGUAUGGAGUGUAUCAACUUGUCAUUGGGGAGGGGUAGGUUGUGGGGAGGGGGGGGUGGGGUAUUUUGACAUGUUGUUGGGGAGGGGUAAGUUGUUGGGAGUAUUUUGACCUGUAACUGGGGAGGGGUGGGUAGAGCGGAUUGUAUCAACUUGUCAAUGUAGAUGGGUAGGUUUUGGGAAUAUUUUGAACUUUCACUGAGGAUUGAUGGUUUGAGGGGAUUUUAUCAGCUUGUCACUUGGAAUGGGUAGGUUGAGGCCGAGUCUAUCGACCUGUCACUGGGGAUGUGUGGGAUGAAGGAAGAGUAUCAACUUGUUGCUCGGGAUGGGUGGGCCGAAGGGAGGAUAUCAACAUGUCACUCGGGAUAGGUGAGUGGAGGGUGUGUUUCAACUUGUCACUGGAAAUGGAUGACUUGAGGGAAGUGUCACUGGGCCACUGAGGAUGGGUAUGUAGGGAGGGUUGUAUUGACUCUUUCAAGGGUUUUAUCUAGUGUAUAAUGUUUGGUAAAGCUAUACAUUUACAUUGUUUUUGUCAGUGUCUUUUUUAUGAUUUAUAGAUACCUUUUUCAUCUACAUUCCUUCAUAUAUAUUUUAGCUCAUUUAUUUUCUAAGAAAAUUAAAAGAAUCCAAAUGGUGCAAUGUAGUCUAUGUUGAAAUUUAGGACCAAACUUUUGAGGUGUUUAUGUCUGCUGUGGUGUUUUCUGUGCUAACAAAGUAUCCUAUGCAGUAUUUAUCUUCUGUUACAUGACCAAGAUAAAAUAUUUCUGACCUUUAGAAUUGUACAGAUUCAUGUUCUAUUUGCUUUUCAAAAUGAAAUAAAAAUUUAUGUUACAUACAA
Messenger RNA from Mercenaria mercenaria, 3728 nucleotides. RefSeq names its product E3 ubiquitin-protein ligase TRAF7-like. Gene Ontology annotation, biological process: Notch signaling pathway; ribosomal large subunit assembly. Gene Ontology annotation, cellular component: nucleolus. Gene Ontology annotation, molecular function: zinc ion binding; protein binding. The record is from RefSeq and is a predicted model, not a curated record. NCBI's taxonomy places the organism in Eukaryota, Metazoa, Mollusca, Bivalvia, Venerida, Veneridae. The coding region runs from base 220 to 2025 and encodes 601 amino acids. The transcript has 16 exons.